AUGGGAGUGAUCGAUAUGACCGAAUUUUGCGUCUCAAUUUGCAAACCCGAAAUUAUCGCCUUGAGGAUUAUAUGCGCCAUCGGAUGGCCGAAGUGGGCUAAGAUAAAACGACUGCACAAUAGUCGCCAGAACCUUCCCAUAGCACGAUUUCGUGAACCUCUGCUGGCCGAGUUGGCGAAGCAGCAGGUGCUUGUGGUUGCCGGGGACACGGGCUGUGGGAAGUCUACACAAGUGCCCCAAUACUUGGCAGAAGCGAAGGCGGCGAAUGGCGACGACGCGCCGAGAUUCAAGCGCAUCGCUGUCACACAACCUCGGAAGAUCGCCUGUGUCAGCUUGGCUGCUCGCGUCAGCACUGAAAUGCUCUGUGAGAAAGGCACUAAAGUUGGCUACCAGGUCCGCUUUGAGAAGCACAAGUCAAAGGCCACGCAAAUCCUCUUCCUCACGGAGGGCCUUCUCCUACGUCAGAUGCAGUCGGACCCCUUUUUGAAGGAGUACGACGUGGUUGUGUUGGACGAGGUUCACGAACGCCACUGGCAGACAGACUGUCUCCUGGGUCUCAUGAAAUGUCUUGUCAUGGCGAGACCGGAGAUGCGACUUGUUUUAAUGUCGGCUACCAUCAAUGUGAACCUCUUCGCUAACUUCUUCGGCAAUUGUCCCAUUCUGGAGGUUCCAGGCCGUCUGUACCCGAUUACCGUCAAGUACUGCCCACUAACACCGGCAGAAAUUGCCGCCUCUGAAGACCGCAUCGACCCGGGCCCCUACGUGCGGCUGUUGCAGCACAUCGACAACACGUAUUCCAUUUCGGAACGCGGCGAUCUUCUUGUCUUCCUCGCCGGGAUGGCCCAGAUCCAGACCGUUAUGGAAGCUUGCAAAGCCUAUGCGGAGCAAACCAAACGGUGGAUUGUCCUGCCUCUUCACAGUGCCCUGCCGGCCUACACCCAGGAGAAGAUCUUCCACACCCCACCUGACGGCGUGCGGAAGUGUGUUCUCGCGACGAACAUCGCCGAGACUUCGGUUACCAUCGACGGAAUCAGAUUCGUAGCCGACUCGGGGCGCGUGAAUGAGUUGACGUGGGAUUCGUUGUCUCGAAUGCGUCGGCUGAAGGAAACUGCAAUCUCGAAGGCUAGCGCGGAUCAGCGCAAAGGCAGAGCUGGUCGCACGGGUCCCGGUGUAUGCUUCAGGUUCUUCAAAGAGGAAGACUACAAUGAAUUCCAACCCUUCACCACUCCCGAGAUUCGCAGGGUCCCACUGGACCUCUUGACCCUCCAGCUAAUGGCCAUGGGGCUGCCAGACGUCAAACGCUUCCCCUUCAUCGAACCACCCGAGAUGAAGUCGCUUGACGAGGCGCUUGAAACCAUCGUGUCCCAUGGGGCAGGUGUCAGGUGCAACGAGGAUCAAGUAUCGAUCACACCGCUGGGCCGCCUGCUAGCCGAUCUGCCUGUUGACCUCGCAAUUGGUCGGAUCCUCAUAAUGGCCUCGCUUUUUCGGCUGACCGAGCCCGUGCUCAAUUUGGCCGCCGGCGUCGCAGUGCAGAACCCAAUUGGCGCCGCUAGAUCCGGAGAGAGUCGACUUCGACAAGCUGAAGCCCUGCAGCCCUUCGAAAGCGACCACGGCACGCCCUUCAUGAUAGCCGACAUCUUCGACGAGUGGGUCCAGAUGAAAUCGCGUUCGGCUGCUCGACUGGGUCUCAUCCGACGCGACGCCGAUACCGACGACCGAGUCGGGGAUGUCGGGGCCGACGACAAGCACAAUUCCACCCAGCGCUGGGCUCGGCGUCUGGGUCUGGAAGAGCAACGCCUCUACGAGAUGGUUCGUCUGCGUGGACAAUUCCUCGACCUGCUUCGCGAGGCGGGUCUCUACAGUGCUGGGGAAAGAGCGGCGUCGAAGAAGUUGGCCGGAACAGGUCAUCGUCGGGCGCUGCAUCACGCCCAGCAUAGGGAACACCUGAAGAAUAAGCGGAAACGAGUGCUCACCCUGCAGGAUAAUGAAGACGCUGUCAACUCAGACAGUGGAGAUGACGAAGACCGGCGGGGUUCAGUGAACGCCGCCAGCAUUUCACGCCUCCACAGCUGGUUGACGGGUCGAAAAGGUGGCAAGGUUGGUGACCUUGGGGGGUCUCUGGAGGGCACCGGUAUCUCUGUCCGUGACCUCGAACUCGUCCUGUGCCACGACCUUGAUGGCCUCACCGAGUGGGCGGAUAUCCACAGGAGACGCACCCACGGCGACCUCCUCCUGCUGAAGGUUGUCCUCGCUAGUGGCCUCUACCCCCAACUCGCUGUACCCGACCCCGCCAACGCCUACAGGGUCGCCAACAAGGGCGGGGCUGCUGGACCUGGGGCUGAAAUGGUCUUCCACACACCAACAAAGGCUUUCGUGGCACUGCAGCCGAACGACGUCUUCGUGAAACACCCAGACUGUCUGUUUCCACGCAGUCGCGACGGUGAGGAGCCUCCAGCAGACCGCGAUGCCGCAGAUGCCUCCACAUCACGUCCCCCUUCGUCCCACCCUCCACCCAGACCGGGACACAAGGCUGUUGGCAGCCAGUUCGCCACAGACCACCAGUUGCUUGCUUAUCUUGACCUGCUAGAAACCACGAAGCCCUUCCUCGUAAACACCAUUCGCGUUCCUGCCCUCCCGAUUCUCCUCCUGAAUGCCCGCGAAAUUGACACCAACGCCAACGUCACCAGACUCGUCUUCGAUCGGUGGAUCGAGAUUGAGCUGCUAGACCCUGAGGCCGCCCAGAGAUCGUUGGCAGCUGCAAUCUGGCUCCGAACCAGCCUCGAUCGGCUGUUGCAAAUCAAACUUGAAGAAUCGCAGAGUCGUCGGUUAAGAAGCACCGAUCAGAGCGGGGAGGACGGUUUCACGGAGCGGGAGAGAGAGGAGACCGCAGCCGAGAACACAAACAGGGCCAGCAAGCGAGAAUUGGAGUGUCGUCGGCUUCAACGCCUACUCUGCGAGAACUUGGCCGCCUUCCUGGGCCAGAAGACCUCUGGACUGCACACGUUGAGGAAAUUGAACGCGGUCGACGCCAAAUCCAUGUUCGUGACACAUUCCACAGACAAAGCCGUCCCCUCCGCACCCACCACCACCUCCUCCUCAUCAUCAUCAUGUAAGCCCUCAGUGGAUGGAAUCGUGUUUGACGGAUGUGUGGUAGGGAUUGUUGGCUUUCCCGAGUGCUCCAAUGUCGUUCAUGUUAACCCAGAGAAAGGCGGGUUCCAGGUCACUCCGUACCUCACCAUCAACUCGCUGCGCGCAGUUGUGCCACGAGGCAGAAAGCCCACAGCCAGUGGCGCGGAUGAAGAGGAUUCUGGAGACGAGGAGUCCAGCGAGACGACAGAGGGUCUGGGUUGUCUAGACCUGGCUCUCCGUCUUCACAGGCAGGUCGCACUGGCCUUGGGGGCUGGGAGAGGCGAGAAACCACAGCAACAAGACAACCCCUCGUCCGACGAGAACACGGGCUUUGAAGAGGAUGCGGACGCGGGAAAGACUAACAGGUGCGAUCGCUGUGGCAAAACGCUGCCUUCUAAGCCAUCCGCUGCCGACUUGCUUCGACACAAGAAGCACUGCAGAUGA
This is a messenger RNA of Mesocestoides corti, 3573 nucleotides long. The record is from the annotation of a GenBank genome assembly. Lineage: Eukaryota; Metazoa; Platyhelminthes; Cestoda; Cyclophyllidea; Mesocestoididae.